This is a messenger RNA of Tricharina praecox, 422 nucleotides long. RefSeq lists its product as uncharacterized. The transcript has 3 exons. Lineage: Eukaryota; Fungi; Ascomycota; Pezizomycetes; Pezizales; Pyronemataceae. The record is from RefSeq and is a predicted model, not a curated record. Bases 90 to 302 code for a protein of 70 amino acids.
ACCAUGACGAAUGGGAUUAUGGAGGAAAGAAAAGGAAAGGAUCGGAAGAUUCGUUCAAAGGCGAUGAUAUUGUCUUGAGAGAUAUUGCCAUGAAGAUCGGGCGGUGGAUUCAGAGAUUCAAGGACAUCGGGGACAUUGUCGUCCAAUACGACCCCGGACACGCUGCGCUGCCGUGGGCGGGCUUCCGAUUCCUGCUGCAGCUUUGCUGGAUAAGCAGGAAAACGGUAGACGCGAUCCUGGUGGACUUGAGAAGAGUGUCUGCAUCACCGAUUGGUGCGCGAUCUACGAGCAUCUCUAUCUAAACAAAACAACGGAGGCUUCUCAAAACCUAGAGAAGUCAAUACUCCGGCUGUACACGGCAAUCUUGAAAUUCCUGGCCAAGUCCAUAACAACCACCUCGAGGCGGUAUUCACGACAGGGGA